GAUGCAUUAGGCACUGUUGGAGUUAAUUGUGAUUGUGAUGAGAAAUCUUCCGAGGAAGUGGUAUGGUAAGGCUCCUCGGACUCCGGUGGCCGGUUACUUGGAUUAGCCACGAAAUCAUCUCCGACACCAUAGUAGAUACCUUCUUUUUUGGGAUAAUUGAGCAAGCGAAACAUCCUCAUCACCAGCGCCUUGCCCUAUGUCAAUAACGUCC
Molecule: messenger RNA, 211 nt
Organism: Linum tenue
Lineage: Eukaryota; Viridiplantae; Streptophyta; Magnoliopsida; Malpighiales; Linaceae
Source: the annotation of a GenBank genome assembly